ACUGCUUUAUUACAGACAAAGGCUUUGUAAAUUGAUUUUAUUUUAAAUACAGGCCAUAUUUAGUAAUUAUCUGAGCUUUACUGCAAGCAUUUCAGGGUAUGAAAUGUCCUAAAUAGUUGUUAAACCGACGAAUAACCACUUUACUUGACAAUCGGACACAGCCCUGUGGUGGUGUAGGUAGCAGGGCAUAGGGAGUGUUGACUCUGAAUGGAACGUGCCCUCAGAGUGAGGCUGUUUGCUAGCUAGCUGUUGAUGGAGCAGCUGCUGUUCUCGGCCCUCGUAAUGGCCAUCGUCAUUAUUUAAAUUAAUUCAUCCACUCAUUCGGAGUUGAUAUGAAGGCGGGGGCCUCCUGUAUGUGGGCAUCGUGCUGUGGUUUGCUGAAUGAGGUCAUGGGCACCGGGGCAGUGAGGGGGCAGCAGCCAGGCUUCGGGGGCGCUGGACCAUUCCGCUUUGCUCCAUCUGCGGGAUACUCCACGUACCCCCCUAACCCCGCCAGCCAGGUGUGCCAUGCGUGUGGACAGACCUUCUCUGUCUUCAGGAGGAGGCACGUCUGCUGUGACUGUAAGAAGAGUUUCUGCUCACUGUGCUCAGUGCUGCAGGAGAACCUGCGCAGGUGUGCUACCUGUCACCUGCUGAAGGGGACGGCUUUCCAGCGGCCGAGGUUGAUGCGUCUGCGGGUUAAAGAUUUAAGGCAGUACCUAAAGCUCCGCAACAUCAACACGGACACAUGCAGGGAAAAGGAAGACUUGGUUGAUUUGGUGAUGUGCCAUCAAGGGACAGAGAGUGAGGAUGAUCCAGACACACCCACACUACAGACACGCCCACUUUACAGCUCAUCCACAACAGACCCAGGCCCGCUGCUCUCACCUUCACAUGGAGAACCAGUCAGCAGUAGCGACAGCUCAGAAUCCUCCAAUCAGGACGCUGACUCUACUUCACUUUUCAACCUUGAGCCGACAGAACACACACCAGAGGUGGGACAGGUGAGUCCGGUGGUGCGAAGGUCAGGACGGGCAUCCCUCUCUGAUCUGUCCAGUGUGGAGGAUGUGGAACAGCUGACUGUCAGACAACUGAAGGAGAUUCUGGCCAGAAACUUUGUGAACUUCUCAGGCUGCUGUGAGAAAUGGGAGCUGGUGGAGAGAGUGAGGAGACUGUACCGUGAAAGUGAAGACAACCGCAAGUCCAUGGAGAAUGUGAGCAGUGCCGUUAAUGCAGUCGUAGCUUUACCCCCUCCAAUCUGCAACAGAGUCGGAGAUGUUGGCCGGACACAGCUGUUCAAUGAUGAGAACCUGUGCCGUAUUUGUAUGGACGCUGUAAUCGACUGUGUGCUGCUGGAGUGUGGUCACAUGGUCACCUGCACCAAGUGUGGGAAGCGCAUGAAUGAGUGUCCGAUCUGCAGGCAGUACGUGAUCCGCGCCGUUCACGUCUUCAAAUCCUAACAGCGUCCUGAGAGAUACUCAACCUCUUCAGGAUACUGGCACUUUAAAGCAGCAGAUCAGUAAAUAGUCACAGUGAACAGUACUGUGAUUGAUCACUUGGCUAACUGGGUCCAUUAGCCAAGACUUGGUUUGGUAUCUGCUGUUAGUAUCUUCUUUAGUGUACAACAGGAAAUGCUGAUUGGUGAAGUACAGUCAGGUCCAGUACUUGUUAGCAACAUUAGCUAGUAUAUCCUGUUGUCUACUUAAAAGGCACACAUCUAAUGUCAACCAACCAUGUCUAGAUUGAUCGACUUUAUUUGGGCUCAGUGAUAAGUCACGAUCUUUGGAUUUUCACUGAACUGUUCCUUUAAGUUCAGGUCAGACGUUUACUGAAGAAGUCUGAGAGAACGUGUUGGUCCAGUAAGUGGACUGAUGCUCGACAGCUUCAGCAGAAACACUCAGCGUGAACCUGCUCAACAACAAUAUGCAAACAUUCCACAACACACACAGCCUCUACCGAAGUCCAGGCACUUUGGAUGGACACAUAUGGGACAGUGUGAGAACAUUAGAGACUCAAGAGCUGCUUCUGUGAGAUGGAUCCAGGUCAUACCUCAUAACUCAGGAUGGAAAUUUGGAAAAAAAACAACUUAUGUGUUUGUGUGUCUGUUUCUCCUGGUUGCAUCAUCUUGUUUGUCUCUUUUUCUUUUUUCCAGGAAUAGUUCAACCGUGCUAACUGGUUGCUUUUUGACACCUUUAGAAGAAAUUUUGGGGGUAACCCUGGGGCAAUUCUUUUUUCUUUUUUAAAGCAGUCUGUUGAUUUAUUGCCUGUGUGAAUCAGACUGAGUGUUUCAGCAGGGAGGGAUGCCACAUCCACCAUUUCUGCACUAGGCCCUGGUCCCAGACAUGCUGCACUUUAAAAAGGGAAGAGCUCCUGCUGCAGAGUGAUCUCUGAAAUCUGGUUUCACACAGGUGCAUGAGGUGGAUUAUUUUAAAUAUUAUCAUGUGUUUCUAGCAGACAUGAAUCAAAAUACUGAGUUAUUUUAUUAAAUUGUAUAUACAAAACAGACUGAUUUAAACAGACACAGUUAAAAUGUCUCAGUAACAUUACAUUUUAUGACUGUCCUGAGUGAUGAUGCACUGCUCUAUCUAAAGGGAGAAUCUGAAUUAGGUGCCAAAUGUGUGUGUGUGUCUGUGUGCGUGUGCGUGUGUCUCUCACCUUCUGUAAUGUGUCAGUUCAAUUCCUUCCACAGAAAAAUGAAAAUUAACAAAAAAACAUUCUGAUGACAUUUUCUCCCAAGUAUGAUUUAAUAUAGCAUGAUAAUUAUAUUGUACUUAUCAAUAAUAUUUCAUCUAAAUUCUUACUUCAAAGUAAUCAUGACUUAAUAUAUCAAAGACAAAUGAUCAGUAUUUCGUAAUUACAAGGUGACUCAUGUUUGGGAUCAUGUUGUGUGUACUACUAUAAUUCUGAUUAUUCAAUAUUAUUAAGAUAUUGACUUAUAAUUUAAUUUACUAACACUCGAUUUACUUUUUACUAAUAAUUGGCUUAAUGUCUUUCCCAGUGGCUUCUAUUCUGUAGCCGUUUCUGAGUGUGUGUGUGUGUGUGUGUGUGUGUAUGUGUGUGUUUGUGUGUACAUGUUAAUAUAAUUACCCUGGUGUGACUUGAGAUUCAUAUUAACCCGAAAUGCUAAAUGUUCUGAUGAGUGGUUAUUUUUAUGCAACUAAUAUUGAAAUUGUAAAAUUGCGUUCUAGAUUUACAGAAUCACGCACAACCAGACUCCCUCUGCAGGGCCUUCACUCUUUAUUAUACACUUCAUUACCUUACACUAACUCCUUAUCUCCUUUUAAUGUGAAAUUAAACUCAUACAGCUCUGAACAAAAAAUUAAGAGACUGCUGCAAAAUAAUCAGUUUCUCUGAUUUAUAGGUAUAUGUUUAAGUAAAAUGAACAUUGUGGUUUUAUUCUGUAAAUUAUUCUGUAUUUAUUUUCAGAAAAUGACAAAUAACAAUAAGAUGCAGUGCUUUCAGUCCAUAAAAAAUGCAAAGAAACCGAGUUAAUAUUCAUUUAUACAAUUUUUUUUUAUCUAAGGAAGAGUUCAGAAUCAAUAAUUUGUAGAAUAACCCAGAUUCUUAAUCACAGUUUUCACAUGUCUCAGUAUGCUCUCCACCAGUCUUACACACUGCUUUUGGACAACUUUAAGCCACUCCUGGCACAAAAUUCAAGCAGUUGAGCUUUGUUUCAAGGAAGCAAGGUUUCUUCCAGGAUAACUCUGUAUGCGUCUUGAUUCAUGCGCCAUUUGCAAAGACCAAACUUUGAAAGUUUUCUUUGCUUUAUUUAAGGUUUAAAAAAACUCCAUCUGUUUCAUUAUUUUGAUCAUUUCUCAUUUCCUGCAAAUAAAUGCUUUAAAUGACAUUUGUAUUUGUAACUUGGAAGAAAUGGCGUCAGUAGUUUAUAGAAUAAAACCACAAUGUUCAUUUUACUCACAUAUAUCCCUAUAAAUAGUAAAAUCAGAGAAACUGAUCAUUUAGAAAAUUUCUAAUUAUAAUUUUUUUUUUGUCAGAGCUAUAUGAGAGGUCCAACAUUAAUAACAACAGUGAGACUCAAAUACAACAAAAAAAUUAACACUAAUAUGCUCUUUAUCAUAUGAUGCAGUCCUGAGCUAAUGCUUUGGGGCACAUUCUGACCCAUUUACCAAAAAAUAUUCAGUCAAACGAUCAGUCAGUGGCUACACGCUUGCAUGUAGGGUUAGCAUUGCUAGCAUGUUCCUGUCAGGGUUAGCCGUGCUAGCAUGUUUUUUUCAGGGUUACCCGUGCUAGCAUGUUCUUUUAACAUUUGACUGUGACUUUAUGAUCAAGUUUUCAAGCUCUACACUUUGUAGUUGCUAUUUCGCACACCAGAUUCUGCCAACUAAUAUGUUCCUUCACAGUUACUCUGCGUUUGGCCAAGCUUUACCCAACAAACCCUGUUCAGACCUGAGUUUUUCUAUAUAAUAUAAAAAAUAAUAUUUCCAUUGGACCACGACAGUGUUAAUUCAGAGUUGUUACACAAUAUAUUCAGUUUAAAUGCUCUGCUACAGAGCAGGACUACACAACAAACAACAAUUUAGCCAGCAUGCUAAUAUAGCAACACAGUUACACUACAAAAAUAGUGACCUUUCUCUCUCUCUCUCUCUCUCUCUCUCUCUCUCUCACACACACACUCGCACACACACACUCGCACACACAUCCCCCAGAUAAAUGUCAUUAAAAAAAAAAGAAUAAUACACUACCGUUAAAUAGUCUGUUCACCUCAGAAACCAGAGCAAUACCAUUUCACCAGUAUGUUGUUUGUGUGUUUCUAACUGACAUUGCAAGAGAUAAUAAUGGAAAUAUGUGCUGCAUAUUAUGUUUUCCUUCUGUUUCUUCAAUACUCUGUAUAUGUUCUCUCAGAUAUGUUUAUUUUUCUUAUAAAAAAGACUUUACCUGUAUAUUUAAUUAAUUAUGAAUUAAUAACCAACCAAUAGUUGCAAGUUCUUACCCACCCUUGUGGUAAAAUAAUAAAAGAAGUUUGGUUUGA
Messenger RNA from Astyanax mexicanus (Mexican tetra), 4969 nucleotides. It is a transcript of the gene rnf34a, whose product is annotated as ring finger protein 34a. Gene Ontology annotation, molecular function: ubiquitin protein ligase activity. The record is from RefSeq and is a predicted model, not a curated record. The transcript is spliced from 9 exons. NCBI's taxonomy places the organism in Eukaryota, Metazoa, Chordata, Actinopteri, Characiformes, Acestrorhamphidae. Gene Ontology annotation, biological process: negative regulation of extrinsic apoptotic signaling pathway via death domain receptors; proteasome-mediated ubiquitin-dependent protein catabolic process; protein K48-linked ubiquitination. Gene Ontology annotation, cellular component: cytoplasm; plasma membrane. Bases 333 to 1439 code for a protein of 368 amino acids.